AUGGAAUUCGAGACUGAACCUUCGCCACAGGGUGCCAGCUAUUAUUUCACCACAGCAGAUGUUCGACCAGUUACACCAUCAUCUGAUGGGGAAGAGCCAUCCACUGCAAGUGAGCCGAUCUCUGAGGAUACUGCCUUCCCGCAGAAGCACUCACGCAAUCAGACUUCGACUGUCGCCGAUCAGAAAGCAUGGGACGUCUUUCGACUACUGCCACCGAAACCCGACAAGAUUGGUUACGGCUUUUGGCACGAAGCCAGUCUCCAGGUUCUAAAACUAUGUACAUUUGUAGUGUUAUUCAUAUUGACUCUCGGCUCUGCCGUUGUCGCCAAGAGUUCAUUUCUUCUCAUGACAUCGGCGAUUGGCUGGGGUGGCAUGAAUAUGACCAUUUGCCGAGAUAAAAUACCAGGUAUGCCCUUCUAUUGGCUACGGUAUUUCCCACAACAGGCGUUUGCUGUUUCAGAAUCGCCCCUGAACACCGUGUUUAUCACAAACCGGCUGGUAGUCAAGUGGGUUUGGGCGACGUUCAUUCGCCCUUUCCGCUCCCGAGGCAUUCUGCUUCAUUCGGUCGCUUCAUCGAACGCUGUUCAAAAAUGUAAAACGGCCAACUUUGAUCCAGUGUUUUUCGUUGAGACGCUUCAUGCGAUUGGUGUGGGAAUCCUCGUAUUCCGCAUUUUCCCCGAUCUUGAUGCUGUCACAGGUGAGGAACCCCUUUCUACCUCCCAGUACCCCUGUAACAGCGGACUGUGCUUCAUACCGGCGAUUCUUUCGUUACUAAGUCGUCGCCCCAGUAAAAUCGCUCUCGUUCUUGUGAUUAUCGACAUCGUUGCCAUCGCAGCUCAAAGUUCCGGAUUCUGGGCCUUUCCGAUGUUCAUUCCGAGUCUCGAGAAGCACUCUGUGGCCAUUCCGUGGUGCUUGGCCUUUAUCUCGUUGGCCUGGUGGCAGAAUUUUGUCCACAACGACUCUGUUUUUCCACCUAUUCGAGCUAUGGCCAGAUUUGCAUCACGACUGUCCGAAAGGCGAUCGAAGACCUAUGCAGUAGUGUCUCUGUGGAAGAUCUGCAUCUAUCUUCUUUGCAUGAUCACUUUCAUGUCGUCACGAAUGCAUCUCAACGACCUGCUACAAAGAGAUCCAUUUGGCGAGAAACUGAUCACUAUUACCGGUCACAAUCUUAAUCAAACCCAAAUCGAUAAGUUCGUUGCCAGAAUGAGCAAAUACGGAGGGGACGAUUAUGAAGACGUACCUCCUGCCCCAACAACAAGGAAACCAGUGAUCAUAUCUGAGUUGGCACAAGAAGUCGACACAGGAGAUUAUCGUGGUGCACGGCUCAGGCGGCAGUCAGAUUAUGAUGAUGAGGAGGAUUUGCCAUCAGCAUAUAAUGUAAGUUUUCAGGCCAGCUCAUUCGCCCAUUUUUCACCGUUGUCUUGGAUUUGUCAGCAGUUUGAGGCCUCAGCAGAUUUCAUGCUGUAUGCUGCUCUAAACAUUUCACAAAUUUUUUAA
Messenger RNA from Cooperia oncophora, 1497 nucleotides. Lineage: Eukaryota; Metazoa; Nematoda; Chromadorea; Rhabditida; Trichostrongylidae. The record is from the annotation of a GenBank genome assembly.